AUGUCUAUAUCUUCAGAAAUAUCCAAUGAAUUUGGAGAAUGUGAAGAAGAAUUUGAAGAUACAACUAUUGGUUCAUCAAUAUUAGAAGAUGAAUGUAGUGAGGAGUUUGGUGAAAUUGAUGAUGAAGAUGAUGACAAUAAUGAAGAUUCAUUUAAUUCAGAAUCAGAUACAAAAGUAACUAUUAACUUAAUUACUCCACAUAAAAAUGAAAUUGCUUUAGAGGAAACAGUAAGUUUAUGUUUAAUAAAUGAUGAAGAAAGUAUAGAUGAUGAGUCAAUUUUUGAUACUGAAGAAGAUAAAAGUGAAACAUUAAAUGAAGUAUUAAAUUCAAAUACUGAUAAUUAUAAAUUAAUUAAUAAUAAUUCUGAUAAUAAUAAAGAAAAUAAAGAAGAAUCAAAACAACUAUUUUCAAAAUAUUCAAUUUUAAAUACGGGAAGUAAUGAAUGUACAAAUAAUCAACAAAAUAGCAAAAAUUUGAUUUCAAAUAAUAUUAAAACUAAUGAAUCACUAAAUGUGAAUAUUGAUAAACGUGAGGAAGACAUAAAUGAAAUGAAUGAUGAAGAAGCAAAUGAAGAAGAAGAAGAAGAAGAAGAGGAAGAUGAAGAAGAGAAUGUUAACUGUGCAAAAAGUAGUAUUUCAACUGCUAUAUUUAAUUAUAUUAGAUGGAGCAAAGUAAGUAAAAUAGAUGAAUAUGAUUAUGUAUUUCAAAAAAAUUCUGAUGAAGAGGAGGAAGAAGAAUAUGACGAAGAAUAUGAUGAAGAAGAAGAAGAGGAAGAAGAAGAAGAUGAUGAUGAUGAUGAUGAAGAAAUAGAAGAAGAAAGUUUAUCACCUUCUUUCAAAGAAAAAUUAAAUAAAGAUCUCAAAAUACCACACAAUAUAAAUAUUUUGGAAAAGAUAGAUAAAACAUUAAAAAAUACUUUAUAUAAUGAUAAUAAGUGUGAUUAUAAAAUUGAAAUGGAAGCGGUUGAUGAUGAUGUAAAACCAAACAUUGAUAAAAGAUUAAGUGGUAAUUCAAAAAUAAAUCCUGAAAAAUGCAAUAAAAAUGAUAAUGAAGUGUCGCUAAAAAAUUAUACUGAAAAAACUGUGAAUGAUAAUAUUGAGGUAAAUAAUUAUAAGGAUACUAUUGAUGUCUCUUAUACAUUUCCAACAUCAUUUUUCUCAAAUAAAACGUUAAAUGAAAUUAAUAAUGACAAUGAAUGUGAUAUUUAUGAUGACUAUGACGAUUUGCGAAAUAGUCUUAAAAUUGAAAAUGAAAUACUUUAUGAAUUGUUGUUUGGAUGGUUAAUAAAAAAAAUUAAAAAGUUAAAACAAAUUGAAGGAGAAGUAGAUAUAAAUUAUUUUAAAACAUUAUUUGGUGAAAAAAUGAAAGAUAUUCAGAAAGACUAUCCAAAUGCAUAUGAUAAACUUUACACAAUAUGUAUGGAAAAAAUUAAAAGCAUAAUUGCUGAUGAAAAAUAUUAA
This is a messenger RNA of Strongyloides ratti, 1461 nucleotides long. RefSeq lists its product as hypothetical. Lineage: Eukaryota; Metazoa; Nematoda; Chromadorea; Rhabditida; Strongyloididae. The record is from RefSeq and is a predicted model, not a curated record. The coding region runs from base 1 to 1461 and encodes 486 amino acids. The transcript has 2 exons.